GAGGACAAGGAGCUAUAUGUUGAACGUAUAUGACUUGAAACAAUGGAAUUAAGCUUGCAGAACUUAAUUGGCAAGGUCGCAAUUCAAGAGCCUACUUUUGAAGAAGUGAUUGUCUUGUACAGGAGGAAAAGUCCCAAGGGCCAGAAUGAUAGAGCAAUCCAUGUAAAACACUUCAAAAAUAUUCCAAUGGCAGAUAUGGAGUUGGUUCUGCCUGAGAAGAAAAACCCAAGCCUCACACCAAUGGAUUGGGUUCAAUUUAUUGUUUCUGUUGUUAUCGGACUUGUUACACUCAUCAGUUCACUGGAAAUACCUAAAGCUGAUUUCUGGGUUGUGAUUGCCAUUCUCUCUGCUCUGGCAGGAUAUUGUGCCAAGAUCUAUUUCUCGUUUCAACAGAACAUGGCAACCUAUCAAAACCUAAUCACUCAAUCAAUGUAUGACAAACAACUAGAUAGUGGGAAAGGCACUCUCCUGCACCUCUACGAUGAUGUGAUUCAGCAAGAAGUAGGUCUACUCGUGUUUUAUUCAGAAUCAACAAAAGAAAGCAUUUAG
Molecule: messenger RNA, 549 nt
Organism: Phragmites australis (common reed)
Lineage: Eukaryota; Viridiplantae; Streptophyta; Magnoliopsida; Poales; Poaceae
Exons: 6
Coding region: 43-549 (168 amino acids)
Source: RefSeq, a predicted model, not a curated record